Molecule: messenger RNA, 1809 nt
Organism: Drosophila teissieri
Lineage: Eukaryota; Metazoa; Arthropoda; Insecta; Diptera; Drosophilidae
Product: transmembrane protein 164
Exons: 5
Coding region: 421-1485 (354 amino acids)
Source: RefSeq, a predicted model, not a curated record
UAUACAAUAUGUAAGCACUACAAGUAUACUUUCUUCCCGGCACCACAUUAUCAUAUUUUCUGGGUCAGUCGCACCCUUAACCGUCGCUCACUGUUAAUCCAAUUUGCGAUUGACGACGGGCAGUCGCAUUGGAAAUCCACAUCCGCAGAUGCAUAUACAUAAGGACUUGGUGUAUGGAUAUCAUACAUUGCCUCCCUGGACGCAAUGCAGGCGUUACAAUAAUUUUUGGCGCCCAAUUUAGCAGAGAGCAAAAGACUUGAGCAUGUUUGCGCGUGCGCUGAGAGAAAGAAAGUGAAAGCUCGACCAAGGACAAUGUGAGGCAACCGCGCUAGGUCCCAGUCGCUUGCAGACAGUCGUUUAGUAAAAACGUUGCGUUUUUUCGCCACACUUCUUAUUUUCGCCCAACGAAUUGCAUGCUUUAUGCAGAUAUGCAGCCGCAAUAAGUGGUUAUCGUACUACCGUAGACGCAGCACACACAGCCUUAAAAUGGGAUGGGACUGGGCAGUCGGAGGUAUAUCCGAUGAGAUUCCGAGGACGACUGGGCCAGAAUGCAUCAACUACAUGACAGAUCGACGUCGGUGGGUAGAGACGGUACUGCUGUCCGCCCUCUUUAUAUUUGUAAUGCACCGCUCUUGGCAACGCCUAGCGCCGAUUAAACUUCCACCGCCCCACGAGAUACAGCAGCCACUCAGUCCCACACGACUGUUUCUUCUUAUAUCCUUGUCAAUGAUUUUUGGCAUUGAGAUGGGAUUCAAACUCUCCGGGCAGUCAAUGAUUUUCGCCUUGAAUCCAUGUCAUGUACAGUCUUGUCUGCAGAUCUAUCUUCUGGCCGCCAAGCCGACGAAGACGACAACAGCGCUCUUUCGUAUACAGAUGAGCAAUCUCAACGGUCCUUUUCUGGCCUUUCUUUUCCCAGAGGUGGAGGGCCGAACAUAUCCCUUCGAGCAGGCCACCUAUUGGAUCCAGCAUGCACUGCUAUAUAUAAUACCGAUUUACAUUAUUCGCAGCGGAGCGUACACUAUCGAGGACCUCAGUGAAUUCCACUGGUCUCAUAUAGGUACUUCCUUCAUGCUGUUUUAUCACUUCGUUCUGCUCUCCCCGCUUUCAAUUUUCACUGGUAUCAAUCUGGACCACAUGCUCUGUGCGGCGAUGUCAGAUCCGUUCCAGGGCCCGAAUUAUCGAGUAUUUGCUUGUUGCCACCAAGCACUGCUUUGCCCUCUGCUGAGUAAGGGCACGGUGUUGCUGUUCGGUCGCCGGAGUUGGAGCAAUAGCGGCCUUAACGUAUCGGGAAGUAUGCCGGAGACAAGGAGCGAGGUCGUCCAGUAUCACCAAAUACCUCCGGCUGACUAUGCCAUGCAGGAGGAGACGAUCUUGCGGCACCGAUUUAGCAACCAGGAGGCGGUGGACGAUGGACAUCGGCAUGACACGGUUGAAAUGGCGUCCCUUACAUCGGAGUAUACCAUGCCUACAACCAAGAUCGACUAGUACAUACUACGUCUAUUAUGCCUGUCAAUUUACGAGUCACUAAGGCUGCGAUCCAUGUAUUGCAGAUAGCCGUUUAUACUAAAAUAGAAAGUAUUUGUGUGAGAUCUGAGAGAGCAGAAUGUAUUUAACUAAGAUGUGUAGAUAAAAACAAAUAAGGCUAAUUUUCGUGCUCAUUGAGGUUAUACUUCGAAACAAAACAAAUAAUUCUUACUUUGAAGAAAAAUCAAAAGUUACACCACUUACACCAAAGAUUAAUAAUAGUGUACGUGUCCUAAAUUGUAAGCCGAUAGCGAGCAACAGAUAAAUUAAAAAAAUCAAAUCGAG